UUCUCCUCCUGUCGUUGCCGGAUGCCGUAACGUUCCUGAUGAACACCGAGACGCCGCUCCUUCCUCAGAGCUGAAAUAUUCAACAUCUAUCCACACUUCUGACAGCCGGAGAGAAAGAGCAAGUUGAGGACUUGAACUCAUCUCUCCUCUCUCCCACUUCUCUGCAACAUCCACUGCUGACAGUCUGUUGCUAAGCAACUGUAAAAUAAAGCAGUGGGCUCUGAAGUCAGCGCGAGAGAAGAGGAAGAGAGUUCACAAGUACUGCAAUACACUACUGUUUGUUUAGCUCUCUGCAUGAUCCCGGCGCAUCUCUCGGUUCCCAUCUGUAGAUCCACGAUGACUUGUGACUUCUGGUUGUCGGACGGCCAGCCAAUCGGGGCCGGCUGCGAGGCGGGCUCAUCGGUUCCCUAGGCUACCUGUGUGAUUGACGUUCAGCCUCCUGCAGCGGAGCGCGCGGCGGUGUAUCACUGAUGCUCCUGCUUCCCCCGGGGAGACAGUGGAGAAAUCUGGAAGAGAGGAGAGCCGGAGAGAAAACACAAGAGCAAGUGGAAUGCUAAUUAUUUAAAGUCCUUCGGUCUUUUCCUCCUGCUCUCUUUGCUGGAAAGAUGAAAGCUGCAGCGCAGGAAGAAGCCGGCUGAGGGGAAGGAUUCCCAAAGAAGAGGGAUUUGUUGUGUUUCAGGAGCUACAUGCUGGAGGUGUUGGAGCUGCUGCCCGUUUGCCUGCCUGCGUAGGAGGAAACAUCUCGUCUUCUGAGUCUCUCCGUCUACUACACAUACGAACUUUCAGGGAGUCGUUUCUGCUUCGUUAGGACAGGAAAGUAAGAGGAGAUGAGUCGAAGAUGGAAGGACAUGAGUCGGAUUUGAGGCUGCGUGAUUUUCACCUCGGCCCACGGAUUCGCUGGGAUGGCCCUCAGCCGAGAGAAACGGUAACGCAGUUGCACAACGCGAUCCUUUUGACCGACCGUUAUCUCUGCAGACAGCGUCUCUACCUCAGGGGUGUCAGGUUCCCUUCAUCGACGGCCAGCGUCCUUAAACCCUUAAAUGGAAAACCUUAUGAAGACAGAAAUUAAGAGGAAAGUCAAAGAAAAAGUCCAGCUGAGUGAUAAAAAUAUGUUCAGCAUAGCGUGCUACCCAUAAAAACCCUGCAGCGGCUCAGGGGAGGAGUUCAGAGGAGGCAGAGAUGAACCUUACAAACCACAGACCGCCACCUGGGGAUAUAAGCUCCACCCACCUCUGAUAUCCAGGGUGACUGACAGACUCACCAAAGCCUCAUACAUCGGCAUCUGAACCCUGUUUGGCCUACAGUACUGUGCAGUGUCUGGAGAUGACCACCAAGCGGAAGCUGAUUGGCCGGCUGGUGCCGUGCCGCUGUUUCCGUGGUGAGGAGGAAGUGAUCUCAGUGCUGGACUACUCUCACUGCAGCCUUCAGCAGGUCCCGAAGGAAAUAUUCAGCUUCGAGAGAACCUUAGAGGAGCUCUACCUGGACGCCAACCAGAUCGAAGAACUACCCAAGCAACUCUUCCAGUGCCAGGCCCUAAAGAAGCUGAGUUUGCCCGAUAACGACCUUUCCAAUCUUCCCACCACCAUCGCCAGCCUGGUCAACCUCAAAGAGUUAGACAUUAGUAAAAACGGAAUCCAGGAGUUUCCAGAUAAUAUAAAAUGCUGUAAAGGCCUGUCUGUGGUAGAAGCCAGCGUCAACCCCAUUACCAAACUCCCAGAUGGUUUCACGCAGCUCCUGAAUCUGACCCAGCUCUUCUUGAAUGAUGCCUUCCUGGAGUAUCUGCCCGCUAACUUUGGCAGGCUCUCCAAAUUACGGAUUCUGGAGCUGAGAGAGAACCACCUGAAAACCAUGCCAAAGUCCAUCCACAGACUGACACAGCUGGAGAGGCUGGAUCUGGGCAGCAACGAAUUCUCCGAAAUGCCAGAGGUGUUGGAACAGAUGCACAGCCUGAAGGAGCUGUGGCUGGAUAACAACUCUCUACAGUCUAUACCUGGGCCUAUAGGGAAGCUUCGCCAGUUGCGGUACUUGGAUUUGGCCAAGAAUCGCAUUGAGACGUUGGAUAGUGACGUCUCAGGCUGUGAGGCCUUAGAAGAUCUGCUGCUCUCCUCCAACAUGCUGCAGCACCUGCCAGACUCUAUAGGAAUGCUAAAGAAGCUGACCACUCUAAAGGUAGAUGACAACCAGCUGACCUCACUGCCUCACACCAUUGGGAGUCCGAAGCCAAAGCAAGGCCUGUCUCUGUUGGAAGAGUUGGACUGCAGCUGUAACGAGUUGGAGUCGCUGCCUCCCACCGUCGGCUACCUGCACAGCUUGAGAACGUUUGCUGCAGAUGAGAACUUCCUCACGCAGCUGCCGCGGGAGAUCGGUAACUGCAAGAACGUGACGGUGAUGUCACUUCGGUCCAACAAGCUGGAGUUUCUGCCUGACGAAAUCGGACAGAUGACCAAACUGCGCGUGCUCAACCUCAGCGACAACAGGUUAAAGAAUCUACCGUUUACCUUCACCAAGCUGAAGGAUCUGGCAGCUCUGUGGCUCUCAGACAAUCAGUCCAAAGCUUUGAUCCCGCUGCAGACGGAAGCCCAUCCAGAAACCAAACAGAAAGUUCUGACCAACUACAUGUUUCCGCAACAGCCCAGGCAUGACGAAGAUUACCAGUCGGAUAGCGACAGCUUUAAUCCUACACUGUGGGAAGAGCAGAGACAGCAGAGGAUGACUGUGGCCUUCGACUUUGAGGACAAGAAGGAUGAGGAAGACAACUCUGGGAAGGUCAAGGUGGAGAUAAACCUGAAGCGCUACCCGACGCCGUACCCUGAGGAUCUGAAGAACAUGGUUAAAUCAGUGCAGAGCCUUGUGGGUAAAAGCAUGCAUCCAGGACACGGGCACCAGCACCAGCUGAGCUCAGGCACCGCCACCUCAGCAGGAACCAACAUGGAGCAUGCUCACCUCAGCAAAGAGCAGUACGAGCCGCCGUGGCCCCUGCCCCCGAAAGAGUUGAUGCAGGUGUUUGAUUCGUUUGACGGACGAAAUGAAACUGUUUGCCAGGUGACUGACAGAGAGAUGCAGGACUUCUCUCAGGCUCAGCUAAUGGAUCAAGGAUCGAUGCAUAAUUCUGGCAUCGACAUUCCCAAGAGGAAGGACAAGGAGGACUUGACAGAAAGCUCUGAGGACUCGAUGGGCGGCUCGCCUAAUGACAUCCGUAUCUCCGACAUGCGGCCGACGCUGGUGGAGCCGCCGAUGUACAAACCAAAGGUGGUGCUGCUGGGGAAGGAUAAGAAAGAGUCGACAGACGAGGAGGUCGAUAAGCUCCACUGUCUGAACCACAGUGGCUCCUCGGCCACCUACUCCGACUACUCGCCCUCUCAGGGCUCCUCAGGCUCCUCCAAUCCCUCCGCCAACACACACUCACACACACACACACACACACACUCUCAUGCGCACGCACACACUCCUGCCCUGCCCGCCCCCAGUAAGGACCAGGCCCCUCAAACACACUGGACCAACAGACUUGCACAGUCAUUCCCAAAGCCUAUUGACUCCAAGCCCCUGCUGUCUCAGAGAGAAACCCCUCCGUCGGGAACGCUGCAGCAACGGGGAGAUCGGCGUCCGCUCAGCGAGCCUUUUGAUUGGUCGGAGGCUCAGCACUAUGACAACACGGGUUUUGACGCUGAGGAGUCUCCGAUGAACCCGACGUCCUCUAACACGAGUCAGGGCAAUCCGCCGCUGGGCUCCAAACCCCGCAGCCAGUCGGCUCAUGGCCGCCGGCCCCUCCUCAGGCAAGAUCGAAUCGUAGGAGUCCCCUUGGAGCUGGAUACCCAGACACUCCCCUACCACGGAAACCAGCGCUCCACCCCGGAUAACGACCCACAAUCCUCUGGACCUUCUUCCCAAAACCCCUGGCAGAAUUGGACCAGGACGCCCAGCCCGUUGGAGGACAGGACUGCUUUCCCCUCAAAGCUGGACCUGACGCCAACCUCAAGCCCCAAUCCUGACCGCAAGGACAUGGACUCACGACUGGAGCAGGGCUCAGGACCUUUGCCCGGAUCCUGGACGUAUCACAACAGCCAGGGGGAGCAGAUCAGGAAGGACCAGCUCACCAUCAGCGGGGGAAACAAGGUCACAGUGGUGAUGAGUAGAAGCUCCGACCGACUUUCCCCCAUGAUGAAGGAAACCAGAUCCAAGUUUAAGAAGUCCCAGAGCAUAGAUGAGAUCGACAUCGGCUCCUAUAAAGUCUACAGUAUUCCCAUGGAAAGCUACAGUUCAUCCAUUGAGCAGCAGACCAGUUUGGACCGCCCAGAGCUCCCUGGUUCCAUGGAGCAGACCAGCAUGUCUCGGUCUCAAUCUGCCCCCAUGUUAGAUGACGAGCUGGGCUUCCCAGGACACGGAGGCGGCAACCAGAAUCAGUCUGGGCAAAAUCAAAAACCUGCCAUUCCUCACAAGGCCUAUCAUUUUGACCAGAACUACAAUCCCCAGGUGACCAUAGAUCGCAGAAUCCCUCCUCCAUUCCCCAACACACCAGAUUAUGUAAACCACUCCUCAAAGGCCAUGGAUUACUUGAGUCAGCCGGGAAAGACGCUACCCAAGGAGCUUGUGAGUCCUCGGUAUCGCGCGUAUCCACCGCUGGAGAUGUUUUCAUUCCCCCAAGCCCCAAUCAACCAGGACGGCCCGUCCAGCCAGCAGCAGCAAACUAUCUCAACUCAGCGCUCCAGGCCAGGCUUUCUGAGGAGAGCCGACUCUUUGGUGAGCUCCACUGAGCUCGCCUUGUUUCGCAGAGUUCAUGAAGCCCAGCAGGAGGCGCUACAGGAAGCUCAGUACAAGCAUCAGACGGACCCGCCUCAUUACAGUCGGGCUCUUGCCUACUCGUCCCCCAUGGAGCAUUCUGCCCUCUCCAACAUGUCCGACAACCAAAAUCAGAUGAUGCACAACAAGAGAAACGGUCGCUACGACGACGACUACACCACUUACCAGGAGCAGAAGAAGCCCAUGAUUGGUUAUCCGACCAAAAGUCUGACUCAGCGUCGCCCCCUGUCUGCUCGGAGCUACAGCACCGAAACGUACGGAGCAUCUCAGGCCCGCCCCGUGUCGGCUCGCCCCACCAUGGCCGCCCUGCUGGAGAAGAUGCCGCCCGACUACACCCUGGCCACCUGCCCCGAGAAACCGUCUGAGGACACCAUCAAAGUGAGACCCGUUGUCCCGCAGAAACCCGAGGACAUCACCUCCAAGAUGCCCGCCGACUGGAGGCAGCAGCUCCUCAGACACAUAGAGGCCAAGCGGUUGGACAGGAGUGGUGUCCUAAAGCACAACACGCUCACCCUGGGCAUGCUCUAUCAGGGCGGGGGUCACGGCCAGGGGCGCAGCACCACUUUGAACUUUAACCUUUACAAUAACACUAGGCAUGAGCCCCCUGCUGGCCGCUGGCUGCCACUACCUCCGCCUCCGUCUGCCAUCACCACGCCUUCUCAGCAGGCUGCAAUGCUGGAUAAUGACCAGGAGGGGGUGACAGGGAGCAACCAGUGGGCUCCCUACUCACUCGGUCGAAGAGACGUUCCACCUGAGAACCUCAUGAAAAAGGGCGGACAUCCACACAACCCCUCCCAUCAGUCACACAACACCAUGAUCGUCACCUCCACCUCCUCGUCCUCGGCCGCCGCGCCUCACCGCGUUGUCGGGCAGCAGGUUUACGACGGGAUGAUGAACAAGGGGGGCCAAUACCAGCAAGGAAUGUCGCUGUCAGUGGUACCAGCAGGCGGUCCGGGCCAGUACCAAGGCAACGUCUCACAGGGCCUUCCCUCCCCUGGCCAGGCGUACCCCAGCGGCGGCCUGCCCAUGGCGCUGUCAUCAUCUGGGAACCAGUCUCAGUACAACCCCCACCCCUCCCAUCAGCCGGCUACCAACCCGCAGUACCACGUGAAUCAAGGCAUGAGCCACAGCAACCAGGCCGUCAUGGCGACCCACACCAACCCGCGGCCUCAGAGCGCCCGCUGCCUGCUGCAGACCAAAGGCCAGAAAAGCACCGACGGUUUCCAAGAGCAGCUGUGUGUGAGGAUAGAGAAGAACCCCGGCCUUGGCUUCAGUAUCUCUGGCGGCAUCAGCGGCCAGGGGAACCCCUUCAAACCCUCCGACAUGGGUAUCUUUGUUACUAGGGUACAGCAUGACGGGCCCGCCGUCUCCUCACUGAAGCCCGGAGACAAGAUACUGCAGGCUAACGGACAUAGUUUUUUACACAUGGAGCACGAGACAGCCGUCUCUCUGCUGAAGAGUUUCCCUCGGACCGUGCACUUGGUGGUUCUGAGAGACGGCAGCACGCGAUAG
Poecilia reticulata (guppy) is the source of this 6309-nucleotide messenger RNA. Lineage: Eukaryota; Metazoa; Chordata; Actinopteri; Cyprinodontiformes; Poeciliidae. The record is from RefSeq and is a predicted model, not a curated record.